AUGGAGCACCUCGCAUACUGUGUGGUUGUCGUUGAAUCACUAGGGAGGCAAAUUCCCAUUGCCUUUCUGGAAAGGGUGAAGGAGGACUUCAGCAAAAGAUAUGGAGGAAAAGCUGCAACUGCUGCAGCCAAUAGCCUUACCCGUGAAUUUGGGUCCAAGCUGAAAGAGCACAUGCAGUACUGCAUAGAUCACCCUGAAGAGAUUAGCAAACUCACAAAGGUGAAAGCUCAGGUUUCAGAAGUCAAAGGAGUUAUGAUGGAAAACAUUGAAAAGGUUCUUGAUCGUGGUGAGAAAAUUUAGUUGCUUGUCAAUAAGACUGAGAACCUUUGCUCUGAGGCAUAGGAUUUUAGACAGCAAGGAACACAAAUCAGGAGGAAGAUGUGGCU
Zingiber officinale is the source of this 386-nucleotide messenger RNA. RefSeq names its product putative vesicle-associated membrane protein 726. The transcript has 3 exons. The record is from RefSeq and is a predicted model, not a curated record. Bases 1 to 300 code for a protein of 99 amino acids. Gene Ontology annotation, biological process: vesicle-mediated transport. Gene Ontology annotation, cellular component: membrane. Lineage: Eukaryota; Viridiplantae; Streptophyta; Magnoliopsida; Zingiberales; Zingiberaceae.